Lagopus muta (rock ptarmigan) is the source of this 4084-nucleotide messenger RNA. It is a transcript of the gene PKD2L2, whose product is annotated as polycystin 2 like 2, transient receptor potential cation channel. Gene Ontology annotation, molecular function: calcium channel activity; calcium ion binding. Gene Ontology annotation, cellular component: membrane. NCBI's taxonomy places the organism in Eukaryota, Metazoa, Chordata, Aves, Galliformes, Phasianidae. Gene Ontology annotation, biological process: detection of mechanical stimulus. The coding region runs from base 1 to 1947 and encodes 648 amino acids. The transcript is spliced from 14 exons. The record is from RefSeq and is a predicted model, not a curated record.
AUGGAGCCCGCGGUGGCCGUGAGGCGCCGCAGCAGAGUCUUCACCCUUCUUUCCUCCCUGCCAGUUGCUACAACAGUCCCGGUAAGUUACAGCAAAGAAACGGAAUUGAAAACGACCCUGGUAGAGCUGCUCAUCUACAUCACGUUCCUGGUAACCCUCAGCCUCAUGACCUUCGGCAUGGUGAGCACCAACAUGUAUUACCUGAAUAAGGUGAUGGAAGAUCUCUUUGUGGAACAGCCCUACUCCGAAAGCGACGGGAUUAAUUUCAGGAGUAUCAGGAGCCACGCCGAUUUCUGGAAAUUUGCAGAGGGGCCGCUCUUGGAUGGGCUCUAUUGGAACACAUGGUAUGACAACAGAACGAUGACCGACCUGAAAAACACCAGCUACAUUUUCUAUGAGAAUUUACUGUUAGGAGUAGCCCAGAUCCGCCAGCUGAAGGUGCGCAACAACACCUGCACCAUCUACCCCUACUUCCAGCCUUUCCUGAAGAGCUGUUACUCCCACUACAGUUACCAAGCUGAAGACAAGUCCGACUUUGGUCUGAAGAAUGAAUCUGAAUGGAAAUAUGUUUCUGCCUCCUCUUUCUCCCCGUGGUACUGGGGAUCUGUGGGCUUUUACAGAAGUGGAGGAUUUAUAUUCACCUUACCGAGAUCGAAGCAGGAGAGCAUGGAGAAGCUGGCGUUUCUCAGAAAGAAUGGUUGGAUCACUCGGGGAACCAGAGCUGUAUUUAUUGACUUCUCAACAUUUAAUGCUAACAUAAACCUCUUCUGUGUAGUCAGGUUGGUGGUGGAGUUCCCUGCCACUGGGGGUGCUCUCACCUCCUUUCAGAUACACUCCGUGAAGCUCCUCAGAUACGUCUCCUAUUAUGAUUACUUCUUGGCUUCUUGUGAAGUUGCCUUUUGCCUCUUCAUCGUUACAUUCAUAAUCCAGGAAGCAAUAGAAAUAACAAAACUGAAAAUGAAAUAUUUCAGAAGUGCCUGGAACUGGCUGGAUAUGCUGCUGAUAGUGGUAUCCAUCCUUGCCAUUUGCUUCAAUAUCUACCGCACUAUAGAAGUGUCCCUGCUGAUGGAAGACCUCCUUUCUAAUGCUCACGUUUACCCAGAUUUCUAUUUCCUUGCAUUCUGGCAAGUCAUUUAUGAUAACAUGAUUGCUGUCAAUGUCUUCUUUGCUUGGAUAAAGAUAUUUAAGUACGUAAGUUUUAGCAAAACCAUGACACAGUUGUCAUCCACUUUAUCUCGCUGUGCCAAGGACAUCAUUGGAUUUGCCAUCAUGUUCUUCAUCAUUUUCUUUGCCUAUGCGCAGUUCAGCCACCUCGUCUUCGGGUCACAAGUCAGUGACUUUUCUACUCUUCAAAACUGCAUUUUCUCACAGUUUCGUAUUGUGCUGGGAGAUUUUAAUUUUGAAAGCCUAGAAGUAAACAGCAUCCUUGGACCUAUUUACUACAUCUCAUUUGUGUUCUUUGUGUUCUUUGUCUUGCUGAACAUGUUCCUAGCGAUUAUAAACGACACCUAUUCGGAAGUCAAAGCAGACUUCGCAGUGAUUCCCAAUCAAGAAUUUCACAUCACAGACCUCUUCAGACAGAGCUACAAUAAAGCCCUUGUCAAGCUCAAAUUGAGAAAACCAGAUAGAGACCUGGCAGAUGAGAACCUGGAAAGCAAGGAAUUUCCACCCACUAAAAGAAAGGAUAUUUCCAAGCCUUCCAAAGGAGGCAGCGCUCAUGAGAAGAGGCAUCCGAAGCCACCGAAGUUACAGAAAGGGAAAGAGAGCCUUCAUCACUCCGACUCCGUCGCUGCUUCUCAGAGCUCUGUCUUCCCUGAAGAAUUUCAGCGGCUCCUCAGACGUACAUCUGAGUUGGAGAAGGAAUUAAACAACGCUAAUGCAAAACUCAGUAGGAUUAUGAAAAGCAUGCAACACCUGAAGGAUGCUUCAGGCAAGACAGCACAGUAAAACGGACGAGCUCAUCUGGUAGCAGAGAUGGCCUUCUUCAUACAGCUGAGAUCCAAAGUCAAGAAAGAACAACCCCACACCUUUACAAUUUUUAUGUGUUUAUAUUGGUGUAUAAACAGUAGAACUGUUAUUAAAGUUACUAAUGUAAUUUCACAAUCUGGUCUGCGAGUUUCACAUAGUUCUUCAACCUUGCUCUCACCAGACUUCUGAGUAGAUAUCCCUACAGAUUUCUUAACCAGCUGCCUCAUUUUGGAGCUGCUGUGAGCCAUGAUACAAGCUAGAGGCUCUAGUAAACUCUAGUAACCAAGAGAGCUGAUAGCAAACCACGUUCAUCUCUCUCAGUCUCUAGCUAUGCAGCCCAACCUAAUGUUUAAUUAUCAAGUAACAGUCCAACACAUGGCUCAUUGACCCUGACUCCCCAAGACCACUUUCUUUAGCUCACACACUGCUAGCAAUGGCAAUGCUUCUUUCUCAGCCAUUCUUUCAGGCACCCAUUGCUUCCAUCACCGCCAGCCCCCGCACCUCCAAAGCAGAAUUCAUCUUUCAGAAAAUAAAAGUCUUAGUUCUGAAUGCCUGGAACCGCUAGAGGGCAUUGUGUUCCAAACCUGAAUUCCUAGGAAAAAUUCUUUUUAUUCCAUUUAUACCCAUUGCCUUAGAGACCUGCUGUUACCUUCCAGCCAGACACGAUCUACCCAUACACAGCUGUUAAUCCACUCAUACGUAGCUACAAAUAUUUGUUCUUUGGAGAGAUUCAGCCACAGGAAGAAACAAAACAGAAUAAAACACAUCCAAACACCAUCUGAGCAUGCCAUCACCAUGCUAUGAAUAAUCCAUUUGUCAAGAGAAGAAGUAUCCUCCUGUCCAGAAGUGUGUGCAAUGACAGCGUUUGCUGGCCACAAACACAGCAGUAACUGCUACGCCCGCUGCUUAUUUCGAGGCUUAGAGAUGAUUAUAGGUGAGAGACAAUCACAUUCUGCUCAUCAGCUGCAGCUGUAUUCACUGGCAGUGAAUUAAUCAGCUUUCUGCCCAGACACCUCCCAGAGUGGCGACUGCAGGAACAGAAACGAUCAGGACUCACAGUUUGCCCCUGUACCAUCGCAGCCCAGACUGGCAAUUUAGCAGGACCUGCAGCCCCCACUGCAACGUGCCACAGUUAGACGAGGAGCCAACGUGGUCCCUUGGCUGCAGUCUCUGCUGAGAGGCACAGUCUAAGGAGGUAAAAUGAGGCUUAAGCUGCUGCAGCUUCAUUAAGGGCUGUCUCAGCACCAGAGCCGGUAGCUCUGCUGGCAGGCUGUGACUCUGAGCAACAGACACUACAAACACAAACCAGAAUCCUGAAGGACUCAGCACUUGUUUUCAAGAGGUGGUAGAGGGGGAAAAAAGCAUGACGAGGAGCAAAGAUAUAUGACAAUAAAGGUUAAGGUAUUUUUAUUAUAAAAGUCUAUACAAUGAGCACCAGACAUAGCAAUGCAAUUACAUCUGGUUUAGUUAUAUAUAUAUUCCAUAUCUAUAUAUCCAUAUAGAUAUAUAGGUUUUGCUUUUACCAAAGUAAAACUGUUAUAUCACAAAAUGCCUAAUUCUACCAUUUAUUUAUUGCUCAACAAGGAUGGCACAAAACACACUCAUAGCAUAACUGUUGCCAUGCUUAUCUACUAUACUGAAUAAACAGCCAAACACCGCAUAACAAACACAAAGCAGCUGUUAAUUCUGAAUUGGAAUCAGUCUGGUCACUCACUCACUUAUAAAAAUAUUGGAAUCAUAUAGAUUUAAGCAUUAUAAAGGAGGAAUAUAUUAUUUAAAACAUUUAAAUAGUGCAUAUUGACAUUCUGCAUGUGGUAUAUAAAACACAAACAUUCAUGUACAACGCUAUACAGUAACAUUAGUUUCAAUGUUGGAUACACCCGUGUCUGCAGACUGAUAGAAAAGGAACUGAAGUGUACAUUGCACAGUGAAACUGAAUCAAAUUGAUCAAUGGUCUCAGGAUUAGUUGAACCUCACAAUUCCCUACGGUCCCACAUCAUUUUGCCAUUACAAAAAAAGGCAUACCACCAGUGCUCAAUAGUUUUAGUGCUUUUCUUCUCAAUUCCAAAAUUACAUGUCUACAAGCAGAAUAAAACAAAACAGGAAGUAUUCUACA